AUGGCUGUAAAUACUUCAAAGACUUGUAUUAUGAGACACCACAGGAAAAGCUCAUCAUUGUCUCUGUUCAAUAUCAUUAUUCGCGCUAGUACUCUUUUGUACCGCUUAGUUUCAAUGGUUUUAGGAUUUCUAUCAUCAGCAUCUCCAGCCGUAAAAUGGCUAGGAUUUGUGUGUGCAGUUUGGGUUCAAGCUGUUGCUGGCAACAAUGACACAUUUUCUAACUAUUCUGAUGCUCUAAAAUCUCUCAUGGUCCUUAAUCAGCUUCAGCUCAACAAUCUUUCCGUAGCUAAAGAUGUUGGCAAGGCUUUUGGCAUCUUGGCUGGUCUAGUUUCAGACAAGUUACCAAUAUCGAUCAUUCUCAUUGUUGGGGCUGUUGAAGGGCUAUUAGGAUAUGGGGCUCAAUGGCCCGUGGUUAGCCAGAAGAUACGUCCCCUUCCAUAUUGGCAGGUAUGCAUAUUUCUUUGCUUGGGAGGCAACAGUACGACGUGCAUGAAUACAGCAAUUCUAGUGACCUGCAUGAGAAACUUCAGAACAAAUCAGGGUCCUGUAUCAGGGAUCUUAAAAGGUUAUUUAGCGCUAAGCACAGCCAUUUUCACAGACCUAUCCGCAGCACUCUUCUCGGCCAAACCCUCUGCUUUUCUUCUUACACUGGCAAUCAUUCCUGCAAUUGUCUGCCUUGUAGCAGCUAUUUUGCUUCGCGAAAUCCCACCUACAGCCAAUGAUGCAAAAGAUCAGUCAGUUAUUUUUCACUUCUUUAAUGUUGUUGCUAUGAUUAUAGCACUUUAUCUAUUAGCCUACGACAUCUCUGGCAGCCAUGGGCAUCUUAUUUCUUCAAUUUUUGCUGCUGGCCUGUUAUUCCUGCUUGCUAUCCCGUUAUUUGUCCCAGUCUACUUCAUCGUUGCAAAACCAACUUCAGUUGUAGAUGUUGAAGGGCCAGCAAGUGAGUUUCUAUUGCCCCAAAAUGAGGAGAGUGGUGCAAUAGUGGAGGAAGCUAAUGAGGAUAAGAAGCAUCAGCCUGUUAUUGGGGAGGAUCACACCAUUGUUGAGGCAAUGCGCACCUCUGAUUCUUGGAUACUGUUCGUAUCAUUCCUUUGUGGAGUGGGGACUGGAAUGUGCGUGCUUAACAACCUUGGACGGAUGGGACAAGCGUUAGGAUACAAUGAUGUCUCCAUUUUCAUUUCUCUCACCAGCAUUUGGGGAUUUUUUGGUCGUAUUAUUUCAGGCAUGGCAUCAGAAUACUGUAUCGAGAAAAAGGCAACACCGAGGCCAAUGUUGAAUGCCGUAUCUCAGAUUCUAAUGGCUGCUGGAUGUGUAGUGAUGGCCGUUGCAUUUCCUGGAUCUCUCUAUAUAGGUUCUAUUUUGGUGGGGAUAUGUUACGGAGUGCGUUUGGCCAUUACGGUUCCGGUUGCAUCAGAGUUAUUUGGGUUAAAAUAUUACGGUCUCUUAUACAACAUUCUGAUGUUGAAUCUCCCUCUUGGUUCUUUCCUCUUCUCUGGCCUUCUUGCUGGUUAUUUGUAUGAUGCUCAGGCUACUACUUCCAUCGAUGGAGUUGGAAACUCUUGCCUUGGGCCACAUUGUUACAGGCUUGUGUUCAUCAUAAUGGCCACCACUUGUGUAUUUGGAUUCGGCUUGGAUAUGUUGCUUGCUCUGAGGACGAAAAAUCUCUAUCUGAAGAUUCAUGAGAUAAAGAAGUUCAAUAAAUAUAAUGCCAGGAGUACCUCGUCAAUGUAAAUGCUAAUUAUUGUGUAUAUGUAUCGCUGAUGCCUCCAAUGGAGUGCCAAUUCUUGGAAUCAAUGUUUAC
Coffea arabica (coffee) is the source of this 1801-nucleotide messenger RNA. RefSeq names its product protein NUCLEAR FUSION DEFECTIVE 4. NCBI's taxonomy places the organism in Eukaryota, Viridiplantae, Streptophyta, Magnoliopsida, Gentianales, Rubiaceae. The record is from RefSeq and is a predicted model, not a curated record. Gene Ontology annotation, cellular component: membrane.